Molecule: messenger RNA, 891 nt
Organism: Chanos chanos (milkfish)
Lineage: Eukaryota; Metazoa; Chordata; Actinopteri; Gonorynchiformes; Chanidae
Gene: imp3
Product: IMP U3 small nucleolar ribonucleoprotein 3
Exons: 7
Coding region: 47-598 (183 amino acids)
Biological process (GO): rRNA processing; ribosomal small subunit biogenesis
Cellular component (GO): Mpp10 complex; small-subunit processome
Molecular function (GO): snoRNA binding; rRNA binding
Source: RefSeq, a predicted model, not a curated record
UUGAGAAGAAGUUUAUGAGAGAGCGAGGCAAAAGACAGAUUGAAAAAUGGUUCGUAAAUUGAAGUUUCAUGAGCAAAAGCUCCUGAAAAAGGUAGAUUUUAUUAACUGGGAAGUUGAUAACAAUCUGCAUGAAGUUAAAAUAUUGCGGAGAUACCACAUCGAGAAACGAGAGGACUAUACCAAGUACAACAAGUUAAGCCGUAACAUCAGAGAAUUAGCCCAGAAAAUACGGGACCUCGAUGAGAAAGACGGCUUCAGAGCACAAAGUACAUCGCAGCUAUUGGAAAAAUUGUAUAGUGUUGGUUUGAUCCCAACCAAACAGAGUCUUGCUCUAGCCAGUGAAGUCUGUGCUUCAUCUUUCUGCAGGAGGCGACUUCCCACGGUGAUGCUGCGAUUACGCAUGGCCCAGAAUCUGAAGACUGCCAUCACCUUUAUUGAACAAGGACACAUACGUGUGGGGACGGAGAUUGUGACAGAUCCUGCCUUCAUUGUGACCAGGAAUAUGGAAGACUUUGUGACCUGGGUUGACUCGUCAAAAAUCAAACAGCAUGUCAUGAACUAUAAUGAUGAGAGAGAUGACUUUGACCUUGUGGUAUAGACCUGUUAAAAGUGUCAAGUAUUUGCCUGGUUUCUUACUUCAGAAGGCAGAGGAAGAGUCCAGAAAGAACAGGUGUCCAGGCGCAUGUGUGUGUGUGUGUCCAUUCAUGUGUGAGUGAGCUUUUGUGUAAGUGAAGAAAACUCUUUGUACAUGUCAAAUAUUUAUUGUCUGGUAAACCAUAAUUUGGAUACUCAAGUUCAGACAAUAUUUACAUGAUUUUGUCCAUGACAAAUCUUUUUUUUUUGGAAACAAUAGGUUCAAUUUUGUAAACAAUAAACUCUGUAUUUUGCCAC